Messenger RNA from Euleptes europaea (tarantolino), 1381 nucleotides. It is a transcript of the gene ADPRHL1, whose product is annotated as ADP-ribosylhydrolase like 1. The transcript is spliced from 7 exons. NCBI's taxonomy places the organism in Eukaryota, Metazoa, Chordata, Lepidosauria, Squamata, Sphaerodactylidae. The coding region runs from base 275 to 1339 and encodes 354 amino acids. The record is from RefSeq and is a predicted model, not a curated record. Gene Ontology annotation, molecular function: magnesium ion binding; ADP-ribosylarginine-[protein] hydrolase activity. Gene Ontology annotation, biological process: protein de-ADP-ribosylation.
GCGUUGCGCACUUCAUGCACUUGCAACUUAAAAAUAAGUUAGAAAAUACUUGCACUAAGAAUUUUCAUCCCUUCAUUGGAUGGCAGACAAGAGCCGGCAUCUCCAAAGCCAGAAAAGGAAAGGCCCGCCUCGUACAGACAGCUCUCUGCCCUGACACAAUGGCUCCAGUAUAAAGUGUAGCUUGACGGGUGCUUGGAAGCAACAGCACAAAGAAACACCAAGUGGCGGUUUUUGAGACCAAAGAACAUUGAAACGACAUCAAAGUCAUCUUGCGAUGGAGAAAUUUAAGGCCGCUCUGUUGCUGGCAGGGGUUGGGGAUGCUCUGGGAUAUCGGAACUUCACCCGGGAAAACAAUGCUUUAGGUGCCAAGAUCAAAGAGGAACUGAAGGAAAUUGGAGGGCUCGAGAACCUAGUGCUGUCCUCUGACAAAUGGCCUGUGAGCGACAAUACUAUUAUGCACAUGGCUACAGCUGAGGCUCUCGUUACAGAUUACUGGUGUUUAGAAGAUCUGUAUCGAGAACUCGUAAAACGUUAUUUUGAUGUUGUUGACAAACUUUCUGGAAGAUGGUCAGAUCCUGCUACUAUUGAGGGCUGCUCACAACUGAAGCCAGACAACUACCUCCUAGCUUGGCACACACCAUUUAAUGAGAAAGGUUCAGGGUUUGGUGCUGCUACAAAAGCGAUGUGCUUAGGGAUGAGAUACUGGAAGCCUGAGAGGCUGGAAACUCUCAUCGAAGUGAGCAUUGAAGUUGGGCGGAUGACUCACAAUCACCCUACAGGUUUUUUAGGAUCGCUGUGCACAGCGCUGUUUGUCUCCUAUGCAUUGCAAGGCAAACCACUUGCCCAGUGGGGAAGAGAAAUGAUGAAGGUUGUCCCAAUGGCUGAAGAAUUCUGCAAAAAGACUAUUCGGCAUAUGGCAGAAUAUCAGGAACACUGGUUUUACUUUGAAGCAAAAUGGCAGUUUUAUUUGGAGGAGAGAGAAAUCACUGAAGAAAAUCAGAAUAAACCUCUGUUUCCUGAAAAUUAUGAUGCAGAGGAAAGAGAAAAGACUUACAGGAGAUGGAGUUCUGAAGGCCGUGGUGGAAGGAGAGGUCACGAUGCUCCCAUGAUUGCAUAUGAUGCUCUCUUGGGAUGUGGCGGUGAUUGGACCGAGCUUUGCAACCGUGCCAUGUUCCACGGUGGUGAGAGUGCAGCCACCGGAACUAUUGCUGCCUGUUUGUAUGGAUUGCUUUAUGGCCUCAACAAGGUCCCGAAAGGCUUGUAUCAGGAUCUUGAACAAAGGGAAAGGCUAGAACACUUGGGAGAGGCUAUUUACCAACUGACUACCGAGGAAAAGUAAAGAUGUUUUUUGCCAUAUUAUCUUCUUUUUAUAAGUAUUAUA